AUGUUCCUGAACGGCCCGGUGACAUUUCGCCCCCAGGACCCUUAUCGAAUGCUUGGCGGCGACCCCCGUCUUCGCUCUUGGCAGGUCCGGUCACAUUCGUUUACUCCUCCGGUACUAUCACACAUUGCGCUGAUGCCCCGAUUGCGACACGACAUCGGCGACAUCGGCAACAUCGGGGGCGUCCAACCGACAUACAUCUUGACAGGUCGCGCGAGCACAAUCUUUCACUACUUCACCCACCCCAACCACUUCAGAAUGCCUCCUGCCACCUCAGAUGGACCCGGUCCAAGGGUAUUCGGCGUGCCUCGGCGAACGCUAGGAAUAAUUCUACUCCUGGUGGUAGUCGUGCUUUGGACAGCAUCGAAUUUCCUCGGUAGCACAAUCUUCGCCGACAGAACGUACCCGAAACCCUUUUUCGUGACUUAUACAAACACGUCGAUGUUCAUAAUACCCCUCUUCACAAUCCUUAUCCGACGCACAUGGGGGCUCUGGCGCCAGGGGAAACUCUCACAGAUCACCUCGCUCAAGAGCUUGCUGCGACAUUUGGAUUCACAUGAUCCUAAAGCUGAGGAGGAGAGUAUUCUACAUGGCGACUCGGACGAGGAAGGUGCACGGAUUAGCUCCAGUCAGGAUGCUUCAAAUGCCAAGCUGGGCUUGAAGGCUACGGCUAAAUUGAGUGUUCAAUUUUGUAUGCUUUGGUUUGUUGCAAACUACUUUGCCAUGGGAUGUCUCCAGUUCACUACCGUCGGGAGUACAACUAUCUUGACUUCCACUAGUGGUGUUUGGACUCUGAUCUUCGGUGCCUUGAUUGGUGUUGAGAAGUUCACUGCGCGUAAAUUCUUGGGUGUUAUUGCUUCAUUGAUCGGCAUCAUCCUGAUUUCGCGCGUGGACCUCACCAAGUCAGAUGACGCAGGCGCAGCCUCAGACGGCAGCGAGGGCUCAUUCCCGCACAAGUCAUCUGGAGAAAUUGCCCUCGGUGAUGCCAUGGCUGCCUUCAGCGCCAUAAUGUAUGGUCUUUACACCAUCGUGAUGAAGAAGCAAGUUGGCGACGAGUCCAAGGUGGAUAUGUCACUAUUCUUCGGGCUAGUUGGAUUCUUCAACGUUGUCCUUCUAUGGCCCGGUUUCUUCAUUUUCCACUGGACUGGAAUUGAGACUUUUGCCUUGCCGGAGACGAGCCGAGUUUGGACGAUCAUUCUGUCCAACUCGCUUGCAUCUUUCGUGUCUGACAUUUUUUGGGCCUAUGCCAUGCUCCUUACCACACCACUCGUCGUGACUGUCGGCCUCAGUCUAACCAUCCCGCUUUCUUUGGUUGGACAGAUCGUCCUACAGGGGCAAUACGCCAGCGCGUUAUAUUGGGUUGGAGCAGCUAUUGUGUUCUUGUCAUUCUUGGUUGUUAACCAUGAGAGCAAGACACAGGAUGAUCUUGCUAAUUCUAGUGGAGCAGGCGGGCCCUCUUCCGGCGAGUAUGACAGCAUUCCUGCGGAGGAAGAGGAGAUGCGUUAA
Molecule: messenger RNA, 1503 nt
Organism: Penicillium arizonense
Lineage: Eukaryota; Fungi; Ascomycota; Eurotiomycetes; Eurotiales; Aspergillaceae
Product: DMT family transporter
Exons: 7
Coding region: 1-1503 (500 amino acids)
Biological process (GO): regulation of peptide transport
Cellular component (GO): membrane
Source: RefSeq, a predicted model, not a curated record